This is a messenger RNA of Echinops telfairi (small Madagascar hedgehog), 679 nucleotides long. RefSeq names its product epithelial membrane protein 3 (gene EMP3). NCBI's taxonomy places the organism in Eukaryota, Metazoa, Chordata, Mammalia, Afrosoricida, Tenrecidae. Gene Ontology annotation, cellular component: plasma membrane. Bases 92 to 583 code for a protein of 163 amino acids. The record is from RefSeq and is a predicted model, not a curated record. The transcript has 5 exons.
AGUUUGCAACCCGUUAGCUCUGCUGGGAUUUCUUUUGGAGUUGGUGACAGUUUAGGGAAGGGCACCCCUCCAGCCGGGGCUCCGCGCAGCUAUGUCUCUCCUCCUGCUGGUGGUCUCUGCCCUUCACGUCCUCAUCCUCAUCCUGCUUUUCGUGGCCACCUUGGACAAGUCCUGGUGGGCCUUCCCCGGGAGGGAGUCCCUGAACCUCUGGUACGACUGCAAGUGGAACAGCAGCACGGACAUCUGGAGCUGCGGUAACGUCAGUGAGAAUGGUUGGCUGAAAGCGGUGCAGGUACUAAUGGUACUCUCCCUCAUCCUCUGCUGCCUCUCCUUCAUCCUGUUCAUGUUCCAACUCUACACCAUGCGGCGAGGCGGGCUCUUCUAUGCCACCGGCUUCUGCCAGCUUUGCACCAGCGUGGCGGUGUUCACCGCAGCUUUGAUCUACACCCUCCAUGCCCGGGAAAUCCUGGGAAAGGAAGCCCAGGGGGGCAACUUCGGCUACUGCUUCGCCCUGGCCUGGGUGGCCUUCCCCCUCGCCUUGAUCAGCGGCGUCGUCUACAUCCACUUGCGGAAGCGAGAGUGAGCACCUUGCAACCCUCGCCGCUCCCAGCCCCUCUGCUUCACCCGAAAGCCCCCACUCCCCAACGUCUUCCAGAAAAUAAAACCAUCCAACCGCGGA